GGCUCACUAUAGUUAUUAAAGAAUAAAAAAUUUUGAGAUAAAUGUAACAGGUGUAUUAAAUGUAAGGGUAGGUUAAGAAAAAUCAAGGACCAAAAUGGACAACGUGUAGAAUCAAGCACGUGGGUUUAUUACACACAGCGCUGGUGGAGUGUUACUUUGCUUAUUAGGCUCAGAGACACUGCCAAACAAUUGAUUACAGUGGAUUAUAUGGAUUUUCCAUGGGCGGAGGGAAAUCCAAACACCUGGAUAGGUCUAGCAGGAAGACAAGAUAAGCACAGUAGCCAAUAGUCAAAGAUUACAUAAUGUCUCCGCCCAUGGUUUUAGGUUAACUAGUAACAUACAAUUAGUACUUUAAACAAUGUAUAAAAUGUAUAUGUUUAAUUCUGAUUUGGGAUUUAUAGGAAUGAAGUAGCUCCAUUGAUUGUUUACAGGUACAUACUUGGGGGUUAAAACAAAAAAACAGUGAAAAGUAUAUGGCAAUAGAAAUUUUUUUUAGUUGCUUAUUUGUGUUUUUAAGGCAGGCACUGGUAGUGGCUUGGAGAAGGGGUGUACAUUUGUGAGAGGGAGGAUGUUAUAUCUCAUACUGACAUGUUUGAACCUCUUCCAUAAACUCAACGUUGGUGUGUGGGAAGGUACCCCUUUCUACAGAAAAGGGCCCCUUUCAUUCCUUUGGUCUGUUUGCAGCUUUUAGAUAAAGCUACCAAUUAUGAUUCUCCACCUGGCAUUUUGCUGACCAAGCUUAUCUUAGCAAAACCAAGGUUGUUUUUUGUUUGUUUUUCUUUCUUAGCUAAUAUUGUUCACUGUUUGCUAGGCCUCUGGCCUCUUAACCAAAUUCUGGACUUUGGGCCUGUAAAAAGAGCUGACACAGUUUAUAUAUCAGGUUGUUACUUAAUAGCAUAUGGAUUUUGGCCCUUCAAAAGAGUAUCUAAAAAGAGGUAAAUAAAAGAAACAUAUAAAGGAAACUGUUUAGUAAGCACAUGGUAAAAAUAUAAAGGUUGAUUAAGAAAGAAACAUUUAAAAUGUUAAAUAUAAGGGUAGGUUAAGAAAAGAGCAUUUCAAAACAUUAAAUAAUAUUGAAAAAUAGGUUUAAAAAGAACACACAUUGCAAAAAAGGGCAUUUACUAAAGCAGAAACUGUUUAGUAAGCAAUGUUAAAAAGUAUAAAGAGAGGUUAAUAGAAAAGCAUUUAAACUAUUAAAUACAAGGAUAGGUUAAGUAAAGAGCAUUUAAAAAGAGUUAAAUAAGAGAAACAUAUAAAGAUAGGUUAAAAGAGAGAACAGGAAAGGGAAAAGAAAGCCCCUUUGCAAAGGGCAAAAAUAGUCAGCACGUGGUUGAGUCAGAGAGAGAUCUUACCCUUCUAAGUGUUUCUGUGGAAAGAGACAACUUCCCAGGUUCACAGCCCCUCAGGCUUGUUAUCACCGCCUUUGGGUCAGCCCAAUCAGAUGUUGUUCUACAGCAGUGUCAUAGAAUUCAUUUUCCUGAACCAAUCCUAUAGUCCCAAAAUUUGUAAACAAGAGCCAUCUCCGCCCCCACUUUAACUGCCUUAUUCUUAUCUAAAAAAACAGACCUCAAGCACUUUUUCCACCAUGUAGCCCCUUUUACAUAGGGGCUUUAAUAAAAGUUAAAACCAUAAGCCCUUAGUAACAAACAAUUUUUAAAAGUCUUCCCCUACGUUUUAAACUAUUAUUGGUUAUUUUUUCGUGAGGACAAUUUGAAGCUGCAGCAAAACCCCUGUCAGCAAAAACAGCAUCCGUGAGUCAGUGGAUCAGAGAUAAGAAGGCUGCUUCAUCCCCAAACUUUUUAACAAAUCUAUUCUGAAGGAAAAUGGGCCCUUUUCCAAAGGAAGGUCUGUAAACAAUCCAGAACCAAAAUGUCUCAGCUUUGCCCAGUUAAAAAAAAAGCUUUGUAAAACCCGUGAAGCCGUAAAGACCGCUUUAGAUAAGGAAAAGGCCAAGCAUAAGGGGAUUGUCAGUGAAGACAUCUGACCAUGGCAACUUGAAGACAAGGAGCUACCGGCAAGUGGACCUGAUUUAAAUGUUUUUGCAGAUUUUGCAACGAACUACAAGCCACGAGCAGACAUUUAACAGCUAUUUUCUUUACCAGGUGUGUCUGUCUGAAGUUCUGGAAAAAAUUCAACUGCAUCUGCAUUUAAAUCCGUCUGAAAUGUUAUGCUGUAAAAGAAAAUCAUACUAUGUAGCUGCUGCUUGCAUUUUUGCUUUCACUUUGAUGAUUCUAUAUUAUCUUUGGACACAGGGGCACUCUCUCCUACCAAAUAUAACACCACAAGAAGGCAACCUCUGUAGAGGAGAACUUGCCAGCAAUACAAUCACAGCCAUAAAAGGUACUAGAACUUUUAUCAUUGCCCCAUACUUCGAUAAUAGAAAAAGCAAAAUAACCCGCGUGAUUGGGAUUGUUCACCAUGAAAAAGUGAAAGACCUUUUCUGUUGGUUCUGCUGCCAGCCUGAUGGUGAAAUAUAUGUAUCAACGGCAGCAAUAGAUGUUCAUUCAGAUCGAUUUGGAUUCCCUUACGGGGCAGCAGACUUGCUUUGUUCAGAACCUCAAAACUGUGAUCCAAACUUUGUAUCCAUCAGUUGGGAACCUAAAGGAAAUAUUGACCAACUACCAAGGUUUGAAAUAAAAAACCGCAAGCCUGAGACCUUACCCAUUGAAUUCACUGUGUGUCUCUCUCCCAUGUUUGGAAAUUAUAGUAAUGUCUUACAAUUUAUACAGGCCAUGGAGAUGUAUAAAAUUCUUGGGGCACAGAAAGUUAUUAUCUAUAAGAACAGUUGCAGCCAAUUGAUGGAGAAAGCCUUGGAAUUUUAUAUUGCAGAAGGAACCAUUGAGAUAAUUCCCUGGCCAAUUACUUCAUACCUCAACGUUUCUUCUCGAUGGCAUUUUUCUAUGGAUACCAAAGACAUUGGCUACUAUGGACAAAUCACAGCUCUAAAUGACUGUGUUUACCGCAACAUGUACAAGAGCAAGUUUGUGCUUCUUAAUGAUAUUGAUGAAAUUAUUUUGCCCAUGAAACACCCAGACUGGAAAAUUAUGAUGAGUGGCCUUCAGGAGCAAAAUCCAGGGGCUGGCAUUUUCCUCUUUGAGAGCCAUGUCUUCCCUAAAACUGUAUAUGCUUCUACUGACAUAUUCAACAUUACAUCCUGGAAUGCUGUGCCUGGCGUUAACAUCCUGCAGCAUAUUCACAGAGAGCCUAACAGAAAAAAUGUAUUUAAUCCUAAAAAAAUGAUAGUUGAUCCAAGGAAAGUGGUUCAGACGUCAGUCCACUCUGUCCUACAUGCCUAUGCAGACAGUGUGAAUGUUCCCAUUGAUAUUGCCCUUAUUUAUCAUUGCCGGGAAGCCCUUCAAGGAAAGCUUCCUAGAGAAUCCCUGAUUAGGGAUACAACUAUCUGGAGAUAUAACUCAUCAUUAAUCAUGAAUGUUAACAAAGUGCUACAGAAAACAGUGUUCUAAGUGCGGAAAAUGAGACCAUGAGGGGGUGGGGAAGGGGUGGAUUACCAAUAUGUAUAGAUUCUGAAAGGAGGGUCCCAACUAAGGUCUGCUCCAGCUUGAUGUUCUCCUUCCCCAGGACUUUCAUCCUCCCUAACACCACAGAGGCUAUCAGACCAGGGAUGGGACCACUCUACUGUGCCCCAGAAAGUGUCAUCUAUGUACCUCUGUCUCCCUUAGCUCUGCCAGUUCAGCCACUCUGGUCUCCAGAGCCCGUACUCAGUCUGAGGGCCAUGAGCUGCUUGCACCAAAUACACACACAUUGCCUAUUUCUCAGAUGCUGUCUCUAGGCUCUCAUAUUUCACUCAGUUUAAUUGCAGUGGAGAAUUAAAUUGAAGUGAUCUGAGUCUUUUUCACAGCUUCAUGGGUCGUUGUAGAUCUUCACAAGGUCCCACAUGCUUUAGAUCACUGGUAAAUGUAUUUAUCCUUAUCCGAUGUUGUUAUAAAGCUAAGGUAACCCCGCUGGCACCUAACCCAAAAUGGCCAAUAAAGGGAACAAAAUUAUUUCAGAUCUGGGGGGGGGGGGGGGAACAAAGGGUUUGGUCUGUCUGUAUAAUGCUUUUGCUGAAAACAAAAAAUGCAGCCUCACAACUCCUGUUAAGUUAGUAAGUAAUCUAGCUAGAAAUGCGUUAGAUUUCCUUUUGUUUAAUGGCUGGUAAAAUAAGCUGUGCUGGAUGGAAUGUAUAUUUUUGGUUUUGUGUCUUUUUGUAAUGUAAGGUUUUGCCUAGAGGGAUUCUCUAUAUUUUAAAUCUAAUUACCCUGUAAGGUAUUACCAUCCUAAUUUUACAGAGAUGAUUCUUUUACCUUUUCUUUAAUUAAAAUUCUUCUUUUAAAAACCUAAUUAAUUUUUCAUUGUUCUUAAAAUCCAAGGGUUUGGGUCUGUGUUCACCUGUACAAAUUGGUGAGGAUUCUUAUCAAGCUUUUCCCAGAAAAGGGGGUAUAGGGCUUGGGGGGAUAUUUUGGGUGAAGAUGUCUCCAAGUGGGCUGUUUCCUUGUUCUUUGUUUAAAAUGCUUGGUGGUGGCAGCAUACGGUUCAAGGACAAGGCAAAGUUUGUACCUUGGGAAAGUUUUUAACCUAAGCUGGUAAAAAUAAGCUUAGGGGGUCUUUCAUGGAGGUCCCCACAUCUGUACCCUAAAGUUCAGAGUGGGGAAAAAACCUUGACAUGGUGGUAGAGGUGGGAUCAUUUUAAACCAAAGAUCAUUUUGAACCAGAAGCACAGCAGGAUUUUAAAAGAUUUUGUAAAAGGUGAUUGCAGCUGUAAAUUCUGUCUCUCUGCCUGGGGGACAGAGCAGCAGGCAUAACAAAAGGUGGUUACCCUUUCCUUUAUAUUUAUAACAGACUUGUUCACUGAUUGUUGUCUUGUCUGCAUGGGACUUUUUAAUUGCACAUUAUCUGUAACUUGGGUCUCCACCAAGUGCUGUUUCCAAUAUCCUCUAUAGAUGAUAUCAUGGUAUCCUCCUGCACUGAGGAGACCUCUCUGAGGCAAGUUAUUAGGAAGCGACAGGAAUAGUAACGAGGGAUUUGAUUUUAAGAAAAAUAGAUAGUUGGGUUUGUGAUGACUGGAAAAAUUGCUGGCGAAUUGCUGGCUGAGCGUGAAGGUUGUAGACCUCACAGAACAUCUAGGCUGAGUUAUGUACCAUGCAAAGGAGGAGCUGGGGGUUGUAGUACCUACAUGUACCAAUGACCUAGGGCAGUGGUCUCCAACCUUUUAACACCCAAAGACACUUUUUGAAUUGAAGGGCAACCCAGGAUCUAUCCUGUCCCUUCCCUGUUUCCUCACUUCCCCAGGUGGGUAUUGUAGUUUUAAGAAUGCUUGAUAAACAGAUUGACAGAGCGAGACGGGUACCCAGAAAUCACCUUCUACAGGACAGGCCCCAUAAGGAAAACAGAACACCACUGGCCAUCACUUACAGCCCCCAGAUAAAACCUCUCCAGCACAUUAUCAACAAUCUACAACCUAUCCUGGAAAACGAUCCCUCACUCUCCCAGACCUUGGGAGACAGGCCAGUCCUUGCUUACAGACAGCCCCCCAACCUGAAGCAAAUACUCACCAGCAACUAGACACCGCACCACAGAAACACUAACACAGGAACCUAUCCCUGUAGCAAAACUCGUUGCCUACUCUGUCCCCAUAUCUACUCUAGCGACACCAUCAGAGGACCAAACCACAUCAGCCACACCAUCAGAGGCUCAUUCACCUGCAUGUCUACUAAUGUGAUAUAUGCCAUCAUGUGCCAGCAAUGCCCCUCUGCCAUGUACAUUGGCCAAACCAGACAGUCCCUAUGUAAAAAAAUAAAUGGACACAAAUCGGACAUCAGGAAUGGUAACGUACAAAAGCCAGUGGGAGAACACUUCAAUCUUCCUGGACAUUCCAUAACAGAUUUGAAAGUAGCUGUGCUUGAACAAAAAAACUUCAGAAACAGACUUCAAAGAGAAACAGCAGAACUAAGAUUCAUUUGCAAAUUUACCACCAUUAAUUUGGGCUUGAAUAGGGACUGGCUCAUUACAGAAGCAGCUUUGGCUCUCCUGCAAUUGACACCUCCUCAUCUAUUGUUGGGAGUGGACUACAUCCACUCUGAUGCGUUACCUGGAAUGCGUUACCUAGGGAGGUGGUGGAAUCUCCUUCCUUAGAAGUUUUUAAGGUCAGGCUUGACAAAGCCCUGGCUGGGAUGAUUUAAUUGGGGAUUGGUCCUGCUUUGAGCAGGGGGUUGGACUAGAUGACCUUCUGGGGUCCCUUCCAACCCUGAUAUUCUAUGAUUCUAUGGUCGAAUUGGCCCUGUCAGCACUGGUUCUCCACUUGUGAGGUAACUCCCUUCUCUUCAUGUGUCAGUAUAUUUAUGUCUGCAUCUGUAAUUUUCACUCCAUGCAUCUGAAGAAGUGGGGUUUUUACCCAUGAAAGCUUAUGCUCAAAUAAAUGUUAGUCUUUAAGGUGCCACCGGACUCCUUGUUGUUUUUCUGGAUUCAGAUUAACACAGCUACCCCCUGAUACUUGGCUCUGGGAGGAGGCUCAGGGCAGAGGCUUGGGGUGCAGGAGGGGGUAUGGGGUGCUGGCUUCAGGAGCAGGCUCAGGGUUGGGGUGCAGGCUCCCAGCAGGUGGCACUUACCUCGGACAGCUCCCAAUCGGUGGCGCAACGGGGCUAAGGCAGGCUCCUUGCCUGCCCCGGCCCCACUCAGGCACAUCAGCACCUCCUCCCCAUCACGAGCCGGGCCACCCCCACACACACACCCUGCCAGCCAGUAGUGCACAACGUGACCAUGCCACUCCCAGAAGGGACCAAAGUGCCCCUGUGGGGGGCACAUGGCUCCGCAUGCUAUCCCUCUCUGCAGGCACUGGCUCUGCAGCUCCCAUUUGCCACAGCUCUCUGUUCCCAGCUAUGGGAGCUGCAGGGGUGAUGCCUGCAGGCAGCAGCAGCGCGUGAAGACCCCUGCUGGCUGCUUCUGGGAGAGGCGUUGGGCCGCGGGAGAUCACGAUCGACUGGGAGAGUCUCCAGGAUCGACCAGUUGAUCACAAUCAACUCGUUGGUGACCACUGACCUAGGGAAAGGUAGGAGAGAAGUCCUUGAGGACUAAUUUAGGCUGCUAGCUAAUAAGUUAAAGUUCAGGACCUCCAUGGUAGCAUUCUCUGAAAUGCUUCCAGUUCCACACACAGGGACAGUUAGGCAGAACUGCAGAUUCUCAAUGCAUGGAUGAGACAGUGGUGUUUGGAGGGCGGGGAUUUAGGUUUAUUAGGAACAGGGGAAUCUUUUAAGUAAGGAGAAACCUAUAUGAGAAGGAUGGGCUCUACCUAAGCCAAAACAGAACCAGAUUGCUGAUAUUUUAAAAUUAAAAGCAUAAUUGAGAAGCUUUUAAAUUAAGAACUGGGGGAAAGCCAACAGGUGCAGGGCAGCACACGGUUCAGACAGCCACAUCCUUUAGGGGAGGAUUUAUUAAAGGGAACACUUUACAACCUAGUGUAACCCGUCUGCCCAUCAGAGUUGGCAGCAACAAGGGCCGGGUUCAGUAUCUAGGGGUUCCAUUCCAAUAACACAAUGCAAAACUGGCUCGAGUCCCCACCCAGUGACCUGGGACAAAUAUAUGACCACCCCCGCUGGGCACCUCCAAGAGGCAAUACUUCCCCUCUCACAAGCACAGAGUCUGAGUGUAGCAAAAAGGCUUUUAAUAACAGAGAGAAACAAUGUGGCAUUAUGAAAAGGAGUACUUGUGGCACCUUAGAGACUAACCAAUUUAUUUGAGCAUGAGCUCAUGCUCAAAUAAAUUGGUUAGUCUCUAAGGUGCCACAAGUACUCUUUUUCUUUUUGCGAAUACAGACUAACACGGCUGUUCCUCUGAAAAAUGUGGCAUUAUGUUGGUGAACCACCACCAACAGGAUUCAUAACACAACCCAUGAGCAAAAAACCCACCCCAAGCAAAUUGGGGCAUGUCCUUUCCCUUUGGUUCUUGAGUCCAGCAACCCAAAAUCACCCAAAGUCCCAAAAGUCCAAUAACCCAAAAGUCUCUGUCCCUGGUCAGGGCAGCCCCAGAGUUCGAAAGUUUAUCUGCAGAGUUUUACCCCCAACCUGGGUGGAGAUGGGGGGGGGAGGUUAAGGGGCACCUUACGUGGUCCAAAGCUGAUUGCCCCACCUCUCCAUGGGGCUCCGCUCUGCCAACCACCCCCAUGAGCUGCUCCAGGCAUCCAACAAACUGCUCUGCUCCACCAGCCACGCUGCUCUGCUCACCGUCCCGCAAACUGCUCUGCCAUAUAUCUUCAGGCUCCCCCACUACUUAACACAACACUCAGUGAUUUCAGCUCUUCGUAAGUUUAGCUCUUUUGUGAUUUCAGCUUGUGAGCCGAUUUCAGAUUGUGAGCCUCAGUGCUGGUGCACCAUUAGCCCAAAGUGAAUUCAGCUCAGCAUCCUGUACCUAGACUCCUAAUGAAAUCAAAAUUAGCUCUGAUAGUGGAGAGAGGAGGAAGUGCAAUUAGCAUGUAAGGCCCUCAUCAUGAGGCCCAUGCGACCAAGUAUUAAUACCUGUCCCCAGCCUCUCUCUAUUCAUAGAAUAUCAGGGUUGGAAGGGACCUCAGGAGAUCAUCUAGUCCAACCCCCCGGUCAAAGCAGAACCAAUCCUCAACUAAAUAAUCCCAGUCAUUCACUGGGUUUUGGAACCCAUGACCCUUGCCUAGCGAGUGCUGCUUAGUUGAUGGCGAGUCCCUCCAUCAUAACAAAAGGCCAAGUACAGUUCCACUAUCCUUGAUUCACAUAAUCAGGACAAUAACAGUUUAUUCCUGCCCCAAUAACAGAGAAACUGGGGCUCCUACAGCAGCCAAAGUGACCAUCUAGGCAGGGUGGGUGUUCCUAUGCAAAUGAGAUCAGCCCCUGAAGUUCUUUUCCACAACCCACCAUGACUCACCACCAGAUGUCAGGGGAGAGCUCAUCCUGACUCUGCUUACCCUAGUAAAGAGGAGAGGAUAGAAGUUGAUAAAGUACAGUUAGGAACUGAAGAGAAACAGUCAAACAAAAUAAGAGUCCCAUUCAGUUACAUCAGAUGAAGCAGACAAAAAUUUAAAAAUUUCAUAAGUGCUUGUAUACAUAUGCAAGAAUUCUAAAUACUAAGAUGAGUGAACUUGACUGGCUGGUAUUAAAUAAAAAUAUUGAUAUAAUGGGCAUCACAGAAACUUGGUGGAAUGAGGAUAAUCAACGGGACACAAUAGAGUGCAAAAUAUAUAGGAAUGACCAUGUAGGUUACGCUGGUGGGGAGAUGGCGCUAUGUGUGCAAGAAAACAUGGAGUCAAACAUAGUAAAAAAUCUAAAAUGAUUCAAACUGUCUCAUAGAAUCUCUAGGAUCAGAAAUUCCAUGCUUGAAUAAGAAGAAUAUUGCAGUAGGAAUAUAUUAUCAACCACCUGCCCAGGAUGGUGAUGGUGACUGUGAAAUGCUUAGGGAGAUGAGAGAGACUACAUAAACAGAAAACCCAAUAAUAAUGGGGGAUUUCAACUAUCCCCAUAUUGACUGAAAACAUAUCAUCUCAGGAUGGGAUGCAGAGAUCAAAUUUAUUGACACCAUUAAUGACUGCUUCUUGGAGCAGCUGGGCCUGGAACCCACAAGGGAAAAGACAAUUCUUGAUUUAGUCCUAAAAGGAGUACAGGAUCUGGUCCAAGAAGUGAAUAUAGCUGAACCACUGAGUAGUAGCAACCAUUAUGUAAUUAAAUAGUGAAAUGCCUGCAAGCUGCAUGGAAAAACAUUUUAAAAAUACCAUAAUAGGCUCAAAUUGUGGAACUUGUUGCCAGGGGCUGUUGUGACGGGGGGUCAAAAAAGCAUUAGAUAAAUUCAUGGGGCAUAGGUCUAGUAGUGGCUAUUAGCCAAGAUGGUCAGGGAUGCAACCUUAUGCUCUGGGUGUCCGUAAGCCUCUGUCCUGUCAGACCUUCUGGCAGUCAACAGGGGAUGGAUCUCAAUUGUCCUGUUCUGUUCAUUUCCUCUGAAGCAUCCGCCACUGGCCCCUGUUGGAAGACAGGAUUCUGAGCUAGAUGGACCAUUGGUCUGACCCAGUAUGGCCGUUCUUAUGUUCUUAAUGCAUGGUGAUCAAAAGACCUGAGGUACUAGGGAAAACAUACGUUUCUUAAGAGUGGCUGCUAGAGCUAGAUUUAGGCAUCAGUCAUAGGGUGACCAGACAUCCCGAUAAAAUCGGGACUGUCCUGAUUUUUAGUUCUUUGUUUGAAUAAGCAAAAAUGCAGUAAAAAGGAAUGGAAUAGAUGUUUGAGAGAGUGUGCUGGUUUUUUAACUUUAGAUGGCGUCAGGGUUCCCUCCCCACUCUGAACUCUAGGGUACAGAUUGGGAACCUGUAUGAAAGACCCCCCCCAAGCUUGUUUCUACCAGCUUAGGUUGAAACUUCCCCAAGGCACAAAUUGUUUGCCCUUGGAGGGUACACUGCCACCACCAAGUGAUUUAACAAAGAAUCAGGAAAAGGACCACUUGGAGUUCCUAUUCCCCCAAAAUAUGCCCCCCAACCCCUUACACCCCCUUUCCUGGGGAGGCGUGAGAAUAAUAUCCUAACCAAUUGGUUACAAAGUGAUCACAGACCCAAACCCCUGGGUCUUAGGACAAUAGAGAAAUCCGUCAGGUUCUUAAAAGAAGGAUUUUAUUUAAAAAAAAAAAAGGGUAAAAAAAAUCACCUAUGUAAAAAUCAGGAUGGAAAAUAACUUUACAGGGUAACAAAAGAUUCAAAAACACAGCAGAAGUUCCUCGAAGCUUAGUUUCAAAGUUACAAAAAACAGGAAUAAACCUCCCUCCAGCAAAGGAAAAAUUCACAAGCAGAACACAAGAUAAUUGAACACAUCUUGCCUGACUUUUACUUACAAUUUUUGUAAUGAGAGACUUUUAGGAUGGUUUAUAGGAGAAGAAGUUUUCUGACCUGAUGCUUCUCUGCUUCCCAAGAGAACACACACAACAAAGCCUCCCCCAAGAUUUGAAAGUCUCUUCUUUCCCCAUUGGUCCUUUUGGUUAGGUACCAACCAGGUUAUUUGAGCUUCUUAACCCCUUACAGGUAAGGGGGAAUUCUAGGCUACCCUUAGCUGUAUGGUUAUGACAGAUGGCAUUAAAAGGGCUGCCUUUUUCAGCUGCCCCUAGGUGCCUAAAAAUGUUAACUGGUCUCAGCUGUGUGCAGGGGCUCUAACAGGCAGCUUUUGAGGAGAAAAAGUUGGUGCUAGCUGGUUACUUGGAAGGAGGCUGUUUUGUUUCUAGGUGGAGGAGAGAGAGCUGUGAAUGCUGAGACUGCCCUCAGUUUUCCAUAAUCUUUCAUCUUAUUAUGAAGAAACAGUUAUUAGCUGAUUCUAGUUCUUUGUAAAUCGGUUAAGAUCUAUUGUGUUGCUCCUUUAUGAGUUAACCUGUACUACUGUAAUUUUUUAACUAGGCCAUAUGGAGAAAAGAAUUGAACUAUACUAGGACUUGAUUUUUUUUUAUACAUACACUUUUACUUAGCUUUCAGUGAAUGGUAGGGGUGUGUGUGAUGUUGUACUCCAUAUGCUUUAUGAAAAUAUGCUUAUGAAUGUGAAUAUGAUGUAACUGGAAUAUGCUUUAUGCAAAAGGUCUCUUGUAAAGUAUCAUUACAAAGCUUAUAAUCUACUGAGUGUGUUCAUCCUAUUUGUUUGCAUAUGUUAUUUCUAUGUCUUGAGUUAGGAGAAUAAGAUAUAAACUUGUUUACAUCAGUAAUACAUAUUAAGUGGAAGCCAUUAAGGGUGCUUCAGAAUCAAUGAACUGUAAAUGGCUCUGUUUACUUGCAAACCUACCUGUGGGCCAGCCCAGGAAGAAUGGAGGCUGGGGUCUCACAGGCCAUGUGAUCAUGUCACCUAAUACUGGAAUCCAUCUUAAUCCUUGUACUUUUCCAUUCAGAAGGAGGGGUGGGGCCAAGCACAAAGGACUCCUGCCUUGUGCAAAACUAUAAAAAGGGGGUGGAGCAGAACAAAGAGGCUGCCAGUCAUGGAGAUAUUACCUGUAAUCAGUUUCUUAAUGUACUAGGCUUAGACUUGUGUUUUUGCUUGGUGAUUUACUUUUUUCUAUUACUUGAAAUCACUUAAAUCCUACUUUUUAUACUUAAUAAAAGCACUUUUGUUUAUUAAUGAA
This is a messenger RNA of Caretta caretta (loggerhead turtle), 12090 nucleotides long. Lineage: Eukaryota; Metazoa; Chordata; Testudines; Cheloniidae. The record is from RefSeq and is a predicted model, not a curated record.